CCCCCUUUUUGCUCACCAUUUUCCCUUGACCAUUUCAGCCAUGGCGCCCAAAGUUUGCCGGAAGAGAGCUCCUCCCAGCCACCGGGACCUGGACCCCAAGAUGCGAUGUCCAGUGACCACGGAAGAGGAAACGACUUCGGACAGCAACUCUUUGGGUCUUUGUGGUCCCAGCGAGCUGAGGGCUUUGCCACGCAGUCGCCGCAUCACGGCCGAGGCGGCCGCGGAGGCGGCCCAGUCAAGUCCUGUGCCGGAAGGCCUGGCCAUGGAGGAAGCCUUGCGCAUGAAAUUGAGGUGUUUGGAUCGGAAGCUGGGUGGCCGAAUGCUGAGUGAUCGAAAGCUGCUGGGUCGCAGAGACUUGGCACAAGAGAUCCUGUCCUUUGUUCAGGCGGAACGGCCCUUGAUGAACACCGAGGUGGGUGGCAAGAUGUUCGUUGACAGCGGCUCUGCCAACGUGGAUCUCUUCUUCCACUCAGUGCCACAGGAGAAACCAAGCAAAAGCAUUCAACUAGAGAAUUUGCUUGCGAAAGCCUGGGAUGAGAAUCCAGAGGUGUGUCUCAAGCAGAUUUAUUUUCUUGGAGCUAGCAGGGAAGGGAAACAGGACAGGUAUGCCUUCUAUGAUGCUAUGCUAUGGCUUUGGCAGAAGGAUCCGGCAACUCUUUUGGCCAACCUGCAUCACAUCCCUGAGUGCAACUAUUGGAAGGCCUUGUUGGAGCUCUUGGCCCGACUCUGCGAAGGGCCUCGUCGCAGCCUGGAACGUGACGUGGCGCUCUAUGGCCACUACAUGCGCCACAAGGACUCCAACGAGGACGAAAAGAAGAAAUUCACCUGUGGAGAUGCCGAGGUGGAUGGCUCAGAUCAGGGCCCUUGGUGUCCCGGAUCACGUCUCGAGUUGGCGGCAGAGGCAUUGAAGCGCUAUGACCAGGAUCCCUUGUAUCGCGUGCUCUUCGAACGAACCGGACAGCUCUUCGCGGAGCAAUUGAGAGAAGAUCUCCGUCGGAUGCAGAAGGGACAACGCAUCAGUCUAUGUGCGAAGUGGUGCCCUUUGCUUUACCACUCCUUUGAUCGCAGGACGCUGAUCUCGGAAUCUAUUGCCCGGUGGCUUUUCCCAGUUCAUGACUUCCCGGACUUCGCAAAGCUCACGGAGCGGCAGUACGCCUUCCGCGCGCGAGACCGACUGCGGAAGUCACUCAGCCAGCUGAAGGAGUACAUGAAGUGCACUGAACGCCUCAUGUGCCAGCAGCGCUGGGAAGAAAUCCAAUAUCAGAAGGUCCACGGCUCUUGCCUCAGCAUAAACGCCAAGGUCUUCGAGAAGCACGAUCCACUUCGCUUCCAAGAAUUUGUGGAAAACUUAGCCCAGCAGAAAGGCAAAGUGAAUGUGGGAGCUUUACAACCCCAUCAGUUGCUGAUGCGCGCAGUGGCCAGCUCUGGCUUUGAACGCGUCCUGGCGCAGGCCCAAUGGCAAUCUCUUGUGGCACAGCUCCGCGCCGCAGGCGCUUUGUCCCAUUGCAUUGCGGUUUGCGAUGUGUCGGGGUCGAUGCGCACACCCGCAGCCCCAAACGUGUCGUGUAUGGAUGUGGCCAUUUCGUUGUCGCUCCUCUUGGCGGAAGUUGCUGAUGGCCCAUUUGCCCGGCAUGUGAUUACUUUCCAUGAGUCACCUCAAUUAGUGAAACUUCCCGAGACCCAUGACCUGCUGGAGCUCUACCAGUUUAUGAAAAGUUUGGACUGGGGCAUGUCCACCAACUUUCACAAAGUCUUCGAUCUCUUGAAGUCUCGAGCUGCGCAAGCUGCUGCUCCUGAGCAAGUCUUCGUUUUCUCCGACAUGCACUUUGCCCAGGCCCAAGGUGGCGAUGAGGGCGAGACAACGCUACGGAGGGCACAGAAGGAGUACCAGAAGUUGGGCUUGGAGUUGCCAGAGCUGGUGUUCUGGAACUUGGCCGCCAGAGCCUUGCCCGGCGGCCCAGGAGCUCCUGCCUUGGCCAACGAUGCGGGCGUCGUCCUCAUGUCGGGCUUCUCACCGCAGAUGCUCCGAGACCUCAUGGACCCGGACACGGAGCUCAAAGCUGCGGCGGCGGAUGCGAAACCCAAGGAGAAGCGGGAUCCGGUGGCCGUGUUGUGCGCUGCGCUUCGUAAGCCGCUGCUGGAGAAGCUCCGGGUGGUCUAUGACCAGAGUGAGGUGGCCGAGCUCUUCCUGGAACCUGGGCACAAGGAGCAGUUUCCAGCAGAGCCGGUGGAGAUGUCACUUGAGCCUCCUGAAGUUCCAUCAAAGCAGUGUGUUCAAAAGCUUCCUGUGAUGAACAGCGCAACUGCCCAGCUUGGCAGCCUGCUUCGCAAGGAAGUGAUCCAAGCCUUCUUGGGCAGGGGAGGUGCAUCAGUGAAGUCCUUGCGAGCCCAGCUCUGUCAACGGCUGUGCCCGGUGCUUCGAGCUGAGAAGAAGCUCAAGUUCAGGUUUUGGCUGGACGUGAAAACGGAAGGCAAGUACACAGCUUCUGAGACCGGUCAUGUUGAAGGCACCUUGCGAGCACGCUUCCCACAAGAGGAACUUGAGAAGGCCUUGCAACUCCUCAAAGAGCCAGUGGAGCGUGCAAUCAAGGAGGCUGACGCCAGAAGUUUCCGGGCUGAUGCAGCUGAGGGUGAGGAGGAUGACAAUGACAAGAAGCGCAAGGCGAUGUUGAUGACAUCAGAAGCAUCUCAGAAGUGCGACCCUUCAAGAGGGGUCAAACGACGAAGUGCGUGAGCAAGAAGCAAGAAGGGCAUUAUAGGGCCUAGGGCAUUUAUGGCAGACCAGGCACGUGCAGGUGCUUAGGUGCUGCACCGUAGGUCACAGCAAGUGCUUCAGAAGCUAUCAAGUGCUUUGGAAGCUGCUUGUACAGUUGUGUACAGAUGAACUUCCCUGAAGGCCUAGAGGGAGAAAGACUGCCUUGUACUAUCUUGUACUCUACCUUGUUGCCAAUCUUGAGCUUCACUAGCCUUAGGUGUUUUGAUGCAUCAAGCAGUC
Messenger RNA from Durusdinium trenchii, 2995 nucleotides. The record is from the annotation of a GenBank genome assembly. NCBI's taxonomy places the organism in Eukaryota, Dinophyceae, Suessiales, Symbiodiniaceae.